Molecule: messenger RNA, 1512 nt
Organism: Stegostoma tigrinum
Lineage: Eukaryota; Metazoa; Chordata; Chondrichthyes; Orectolobiformes; Stegostomatidae
Product: nuclear factor interleukin-3-regulated protein
Exons: 1
Coding region: 10-1290 (426 amino acids)
Biological process (GO): circadian rhythm; regulation of DNA-templated transcription
Cellular component (GO): nucleus
Molecular function (GO): DNA binding; DNA-binding transcription factor activity
Source: RefSeq, a predicted model, not a curated record
CCCAGGGACAUGUCAGCAGCAGAGAGCUGCCAGGCACUGGCACUGCCGAAGAUGGAUGGGCCACAGGGUCACAGUCUGUCUCCUCGGGCACCGUGCCCAACCUUUGCGGAUGAAGCCAUGUCAUUGCUGAGCACCAACAGCCUCCUGGCCCGGUCCCUGCUGGGAGCACGGCAGAUCAAGCACAAGGGCGCCAGCUCGGUGAGCCGGAGAAAGCGGGAGUUCAUCCCAGAUGAGAAGAAGGACCACAACUACUGGGACAAGCGGCGGAAGAACAACGAGGCGGCCAAGAGGUCCCGCGAGAAGAGGAGGGUCAACGACAUCGUCCUGGAGCAGAGAGUCAUCGCCCUGCUGGAGGAGAAUGCCAGGCUGAAGGCCGAGCUCCUGGCCUUGAAGUUUAGGUUCGGCCUCCUGAAGGACCCCUCCGAGGUCCCACCUGCCCAGAGUCAUGCCCAGCCCCUCCACAGCAUCGCCAGCGCCCAGCCAGCUCUUGUACCCAGACCCGGCAGUGCCUAUGGGUUGCACCCUGUGGACAGUAAGGGUUUCCCGGGCAGAAGGAGGCAGUUUGGAGCCGAGCUCAGUGCAGAACAGGAGCCCUGCGCCGUCUCUGAAGACUCCGGGAUCUCCACCCCAGGAAGCUCGAACACCGGGAGCCCCGUCUUCUUCGAUGACCAACUGAGCGACCGGGACAAGCUCUCGCCGAGCCCUGAGGACCACUUCGAAGCCCAGCUCUCAUCCGCCAGCGACGCUGAGGUGGACGCCAGCAGGGUGUUCGGCGCAGAUGGCGUGAAACCAGCCAGGACCUUCGAGCUGACUGAGACGGUCAAAAGCCUGCCUCACAAACUGCGCUUCAAGAUCGGAGCCGGCGUGGAGGACAGCGCCGAGGUAGAUGUGAAAGUCAAGCUCCUCCAGACGGCAUCGGGCAAUGUUGGCAGAAGGGCUUCUGACCCACCAGCUGGCCAGGUCAGGGGGCAACAGCAAGUGUGCUACGCCAACAUGCUGAUGCCUCUGGAUGACCAGGGAGCAGGUACUGGCUUGGUACCUCCAGCUUGGAGGACCCAUGUUGGACUCUCACCAGAUGACAGCAGAAGUGGUCUGCACUAUAGAUAUUUGUCAGAUGCCACUCAGCUCAAUGCCCAGGGAACUCCAGGCUAUCCAAAAGGCACUCUGAAAGACGAUUCCAUCUACAAAUCUGAAAACAGUGCCCUUAAAAAUCAGCUUGCUUCCCUCUCAGCAGAAGUGGAACAGCUGAAGAAGAUGUUCACUCAGCAAAUGUAUCCCAAUCUGAAUUGAGGGCCAUGUCUGAUGAUAUGUGCACUUUUUUUAAAAAAAAUUUCGAUUUGCCUCCCUGUUGAGUAGUUUUAAGUUAUUUGCAAAUACCUGGAGUCUGUGUGCAAAUCUGUAUUUAUUGUGGUUGCUGUAAAUAAGACAAAUGUGUGUAAAUAUAUUUUUACUCUUUUUAUUUUCUAAGUGAUCGCUGUCAUUGUAAUAAAUUCUUCAAAGCUCUUCACACAA